Rana temporaria (common frog) is the source of this 712-nucleotide messenger RNA. RefSeq names its product protein O-glucosyltransferase 1 (gene POGLUT1). The record is from RefSeq and is a predicted model, not a curated record. Gene Ontology annotation, molecular function: UDP-xylosyltransferase activity; UDP-glucosyltransferase activity. Gene Ontology annotation, cellular component: endomembrane system. Gene Ontology annotation, biological process: protein O-linked glycosylation; positive regulation of Notch signaling pathway. NCBI's taxonomy places the organism in Eukaryota, Metazoa, Chordata, Amphibia, Anura, Ranidae.
UCUGGCCGCCAUGUUGUUGGUGGGGUGGAGGGGGAUCUAUUUCCGGGUCAUGUUGGAGAGCCGAGCGGGCGGAUCAGACCCGAGCAAUGGAUGGCGGAGAGAUGGCGCUGCUGUGUCUGAUCCUUCUGGGGGCCCUGAGCGUCCAGGGGGAGGGGCAGACGGGGGAUCCUCGCUGGUUUUCUUAUCUCCAUCGUAUCCAGAAGAGGGUGGAGAGCCACGCCCCUUGUCACAAUGACACCUGCUAUGAAUGGGUCACCCAGCAGGAUUUGGCUCCGUUCCGCUCCGGGAUUUCUCGGGAUCUGAUGAAAAAUCUUAUCAGUCGGAAGUUGGGGACCCACUACCAGAUCAUCAACCACCGGCUGUACCGCGAGGAGGAGUGCAUGUUCCCGGCACGAUGUAGCGGGGUGGAGCACUUUUUCCUGGAGCUUCUCCCGGAUCUCCCAGACAUGGAGAUGGUGAUAAAUGUGAGGGAUUAUCCUCAGGUUCCUCAUUGGAUGACUCCGGUUAUUCCCGUCUUCUCGUUUAGUAAGACAUCAGAUUACCGAGACAUCAUGUACCCCGCCUGGACGUUUUGGGAAGGCGGCCCUGCUGUGUGGCCCAUCUACCCCACCGGACUGGGACGCUGGGACCUGAUGAGGGAGGAUCUAAUGCAGUCAGCCAGGCGUUGGCCCUGGGAGGAGAAGAUCUCCAAAGGAUAUUUCCGAGGCUCCAG